Messenger RNA from Kalmanozyma brasiliensis GHG001, 1050 nucleotides. Its product is annotated as WD40 repeat. NCBI's taxonomy places the organism in Eukaryota, Fungi, Basidiomycota, Ustilaginomycetes, Ustilaginales. Gene Ontology annotation, biological process: G protein-coupled receptor signaling pathway. Gene Ontology annotation, cellular component: heterotrimeric G-protein complex; cytoplasm. Gene Ontology annotation, molecular function: signaling receptor complex adaptor activity; protein binding. Bases 1 to 1050 code for a protein of 349 amino acids. The transcript has a single exon. The record is from RefSeq and is a predicted model, not a curated record.
AUGUCGGCACCAGGAGCUGACUUGCAAGAGCGCAUCGCCGCCGCUCGUCGCGAGGCCGAUGGCCUCAAGGAGAAGAUCCGCGCCAAGAAGGAUCAGAUGGCCGACACCAGCCUUCGCGCCAUGGCUAACGAUAUCGAGCCUCUGCCAAGGAUCGUCAUGAAGCCACGACGGACGCUCAAGGGCCACCUCGCCAAAAUUUACGCCAUGCACUGGGGCAACGACAAGCGUCACCUCGUCUCGGCUUCUCAGGACGGAAAGCUCAUCGUCUGGGACGCCUACACUACCAACAAGGUUCACGCCAUCCCGCUCCGUUCGUCCUGGGUCAUGACCUGCGCGUACGCUCCUUCGGGCAAUUCGGUCGCCUGCGGUGGUCUUGACAACAUCUGCAGUAUCUAUUCGCUUCGUGGCCGUGACCCCAACAACAUCAAGGUCGGCAGGGAGCUCUCGGCGCAUACCGGAUACCUCAGUUGCUGUCGUUUCCUCAAUGACCAGCAGAUCCUCACUUCGUCCGGAGACAUGAGCUGUAUCCUCUGGGACAUUGACUCGGGUACACGCAUCACCGAGUUCAACGACCACACUGGUGAUGUCAUGAGCAUCUCGCUCAGCUCCAGCCCCAACGUCUUUGUCUCGGGUGCUUGCGAUGCCGUUGCCAAGGUCUGGGAUAUCCGAAGUGGCAAGGCAGUGCAGACCUUUGCCGGCCACGAGAGCGACAUCAACGCCGUCCAGUUCUUCCCCAACGGUGAUGCCUUCGCCACUGGCUCCGACGACGCUUCGUGCCGUCUCUUUGACCUUCGAGCCGACCGUGAGCUCAACACCUACACCCACGACAACAUCCUCUGCGGCAUCACCUCGGUCGGCUUCUCCGUAUCAGGCCGUAUCCUCUUUGCCGGCUACGAUGACUACACGUGCAACGUCUGGGACACGCUCAAGGGCGAGCGCGUGGGUGUGCUCGCUGCGCACGAGAACCGUGUGUCGUGUCUGGGUGUCAGCGCCGAUGGUAUGGCGCUGUGCACGGGCAGUUGGGACUCGCGCCUUCUCAUCUGGGCUUGA